This is a messenger RNA of Ctenopharyngodon idella (grass carp), 8351 nucleotides long. Its product is annotated as active breakpoint cluster region-related protein. The transcript has 22 exons. Gene Ontology annotation, cellular component: membrane. The record is from RefSeq and is a predicted model, not a curated record. NCBI's taxonomy places the organism in Eukaryota, Metazoa, Chordata, Actinopteri, Cypriniformes, Xenocyprididae. Gene Ontology annotation, biological process: positive regulation of GTPase activity; signal transduction. Bases 140 to 2629 code for a protein of 829 amino acids. Gene Ontology annotation, molecular function: guanyl-nucleotide exchange factor activity; GTPase activator activity.
UUAUUGCACUUUCUGAGAAGCAGGAAGAAGGUGAGCUUGUUAACCACAGACAACUGUCACUGAGUGAAAGCAAGAAGUUUCACAUCAUAGACAAACUAUAGAGCUGUAUGCCGUGACUCUGGACAGCUGUCUGCUGCUUAUGGAGCUCUAUAGGGAGGCAAUAGACUAUCUGAAUGCCUAUGGCAUCUCUCCUGUGACUGAAGAAGAGAUGGUGGAUUCUGACUUACUUCAGGAUGUGUUCGCUGAGGAGACAGAGUGGGUUUCUCACAGCCCACUGCAAACUGAAACAUGUUUGCCAUCUACUCCAACAACCGAUAGCCCAGAUGACCUGCUACAGAAGAGAAUGGUGGUUCUGAAAGGGAUUUUAAUCAGUGAGGAGAUCUACCUGACGGAGCUUGAGACGCUGCUCAUGCCCAUGAAAGCUUUGAGGGCAGCAGCAGGUACUUCUCAACCAGUGUUGUCCACUGAGCAGGUUCAGACUGUGUUUUAUCAAAUCCCUGAGCUCAGAGAUCUGCACAAGGACUUCUGCACAAGCCUUCGGACUAGACUGCAGCCAGAUAAAGUGAUGGAUCAGCAGUCACAACAAGACCUGGGGAGGGAGGAGGGCCCAGAUAUGCAACUUUACCAAGCAGAGCAUUAUUUAUCUGUGGGAGACCUGUUUCUUAAGUUUGUCAACCAGUUAGGAGUGUACCGGGGCUUCAUUGACAACUAUGAGAAUGCAGUGGAGAUCGUGCAGAAGUGUAUGCAGUCAGACGAACGUUUCAGGACGCUUGCAGAGAGUAUGAUGUCUUCCAAAGGGUCAGACAAUGUCAAAACUAAGUACACCUUUGAAGCUCUCCUGUAUAAGCCGUUAGACAGAGUGAUGAAAACCACCCUCGUGUUGCAUGAUCUGUUGAAGCACACACCCCCUGAUCAUCCCGACAGCAUCACGCUACAGGAAGCGCUUCGUCUCACCAGCAGCUUCCUGUCUGGGGUCAAUGAAAGGUCGCAGUGCAAACGAGCUGUCAUGCUUAGCAGAGGAGAGAGACGUCAACUUUUGCGUGACGGGUUUGUGGUAGAUGUGUGUGAGAGUGGGCACAACCUGAGACACCUCUUCUUGUACACUGACAUGCUGCUAUGUGCUAAACUAACAAGUGCAGGGAGGCAGGCACAGUACAGAUUUUGCUGGUACUUGCCAUUGGUUGGCCUGAAGCUGCAUUGGGCAGCUGAAAAUCUGCCCUCAUCAGAAUACCAAAUGAAAAUCAGUAAAACCAGAGCCAAAAUGCACCAGCUCAAACAAGCACUCCAGCAACAGAUGAAAGGAGCCAAGGUAUCAGUUUUUUGUGCUGUUGAUCGCUUGAGGAAGAAGUUUGAAGAGUGUGAGAUCUGGCUUUUAACAAACACACCAUCUUUUAUUUUAGACCUACACAGCACCAGUGGAAAGAGUCACACUAUCCGACUGUUUUCUUUGUAUGACCUGUAUGAGUGGAAAGAAGCCAUUGAGAAACAGAGUGGAAACUGUAUAGAGACGGUUCCUCCAGACCUGCUGUCUGUCACAGGUUCCUGUAUCAAACUCAGAAUGACUCAACAACCUCCCCUUCACUGCAUUCGAUCCAAUGAGAACGCAAACAUAUGUGGAAGCUUAUACGUGAUGGUUCAAUCUGCAUGUGGUCUGCAACACCCGAGCAGUGCGUAUGUGUGUGUGGAGGUAGACGGCUUUGAGUUUUAUGACAGACGAAAACAAACCUGCCUUUCAGCCUUCAGUGUUACACCACAGUGGGAUGAAGAGCUUGUGUUUCAAGUGGACGGAGCUCAGCAGCUGUUCCUGGUAUUUGUGUCUCAGAAUGAGAAUGACACACAACACGACAUUGUGGGCAGGGUGGUAUUAAAUCUGGACCCUGACAACAUGUUUAAGAAGUGGAAGAAAGUCACUUGUUCUUUGGGCCAAGUUGAUGUAACUUUGUCAAUCAAGUACAUGCCCCACCCUCUCGAGCCUCCUAGCAGCACCCCUCUCGUACAGGAACCAGUGUUCUGUGUGCCGAUUGAACAAGUGGCAAUGCAUGAGAGUGUGCUGGUCCCCCAUAUCGUCCGUUCCUGUGUGGAGGAGGUUGAGAGGAGGGGCCUGAAUGAAGAGGGCAUCUACAGAAUAUCAGGAGCCAGUAGCGAGAUAAAAGCACUUAAAAAUGCAUUCAACACUAAUUACCGCGAGGCUGUGAGUAAACUGAGGAGUGUCGAUGUGAACACUGUAUCAGGGACUCUGAAACUGUACUUUAGAGAACUUCCUUUACCUCUUAUUCCCUCUGAGCAAUUCAAAGAGCUCUCAGAUGCACUAGACAUUGCUGAUCCAUAUCUCAGAGCAGACAGCAUGCUGACUCUGUUGCAGGAUCUACCAGAUGUUAACCGCAACACUCUCCUCUUCCUCUUACAUCACCUGAGACGUGUUGCAGAGAGGAAGGAAGAGAAUAAAAUGUCUCUGAGUAAUCUGGCCACAGUGUUUGGCCCCAGCCUCUUGCGCCCCCCAGUGGCUCGAGUCGACAUAUCUCAAGAAGUGGAGGUUCAGGUUCAGGUGAUUUUUCUCUACCUACAGUGUCAGAACCUUCCAGAAGCUCUUCUCACAAAACAACUGGACAUUGAUGAGCUAGAGACAUGAGCUUUCAACAACCAUACUCCUAUCUGUCUGCGUAUUCAUGGUCGUCUGUACAUUUAUUUAAAAACAUGUUCAACUCGCCUUAUUUUACAGAUUUAUCAGUGUAUUAUUUUAUUUUAAGAUUUUAAUGUCAUUAAAUAAUGACAUGACCACAAGUUGACCGUGUUUUAAUGUUUCAGUACAUGCUCUGUGAAAUUUUAUGGGGACAAAAACCAUGUGCGAGAUCAGGAGUUUAAUAUAAAAGCGAAAGAUUUCCCCACGCAGAUUUUGCUCAUGUUCAGGUUGGUCAUGCGAAUUUGCCUCGCUGACCAACAGAAAGCUGCUUGGUUUGAAAGCUGUGUGAGCUGACAAUUUUGCCUGCAAAAUUUCGCCUAACUUUUGCUAAUGUGAUCGCUUCUUUAGCUACAGGUCAGAUUGUGGGCACUUUUGAAGUAUAACUAACUGUUAGUGAGAGAGAACCUGAAACCCCUGUGUCUUUUGAUCCAGGACAGAAAGGUAUUUUCUUGUUGUAUCGUAUGUAAAGGCCUUGACCAACCAGGACCUCAUAGAAACAGAGACUCUGGGUGGGCCGAAAGGGCAAUAGGGGAGAAAGGUGAAGUGAGACACUUGUAAUAUCCUACCACAGAUGGCCAGUUCUCACACACUCACACUUGUGGGGGUCACCAAUAACUCUGCCACUCUCCCCACCCCCUCACCCCCACCUCCAUGCAAAUCAAUCCGCUACGGUUCAGCUUCAACAAGACCAAGUUCACCAUGACAUGCACCAGCACUUCAAAGAGAUCCAUGCUUCCUAACCUCUCCCCCGCGGUUGCUGGGUGUUGCUUUUCACCUCAGCUUAUGCCCCACCUGGCCGGGCUGGGAUUCUCUCUCCCUCCCUCGGCCUGAUUUUGACUUUGAUCCAUAAUCCAAACUCGGAAAAGCGCUCCCGUUCCCAGCGUUCCAGUCAGGAAAAGUGCAGUGAUGUCAGAUGUGUGCCGUAACGCCUUCCAGACAUAGCCUCGGUUACAACGUAGCAUCAAAUGAGUUAUGAAAAAAAAAUCAGUGCUCCCACGCUAAGACGGCCACCAAUAAAACAGGUUCCUGCAGUUAAGCGCUAACGCAGACGGGAUGAUCAGAAAAGAUCUUGCUAUUAGAAUAAAAAGGAGUGAAUGAUGGAUCGAAUGGGAAAAGCUCAAUGAAAUACGGACAUUAUUAGCAACGGCUGUACUUCUCUAGGGGGUCGAACUGAAACUUAAAUUUGAGGGCAUAGUUUGAAAUGUACAUCAGAUGCUAACAGACAAAAUAGCCUCGUGAAAUAUGAUCAGAUAAUUUUAGUACAGGGGUUUUCAAACAUCUUGAUGCCAAGGAAAGACCCUUAAAUAAGACAAUCCCCUUGCAAGGGAGCACCUUUAAUAUAUAGAGCAUCUCUAAAUAUUCAUGACACAUUUGUACUGUUAGAAAAAUAGUAAAGAUAACUUUUUCAGUUUUUAUAUUGUCAUUAGCUAUAUUUCCUUCCUCCUAUUUUUAUGCGCAUUUUGUGAUAUCGCAUUAAAACACACUGGAUUAGCUAGUUAUCCAAUUAGCUGCGUUUCCAUUACCCUUCAAAUUGCACAAAUUGAAAUUGCAAAUACGCCGAAUGGAAACACGUCAAUUUCGCAAAAACUCCCAUAUAUCACAAAAAGUUUUACGCUCCCAUGAGGAGGGUUUUCAGUCCAUUUGAAAAAGGAAUACUUAGCAAAACUGCAAUGGAAAUAGUUUUUUCACUUUGCAGGUAACCUGGCGUACAUAAAAGUCGAUCAUUCUUUAAAGAUGAGACAGAGUUCUUUAUUAAACUCAUAAAAGACAAAAGAAUUACGGGAAUACUGGAUUCUAAACAACAAAAACAUGGCACAAUUCAUUAAGACCUCGAAGCAGAUAGGAGGGAGAGACACCCAGAAACACCUCACAUGUGGCCGCUCCCAAGUUUAAGGGGCUUUCCUUGCCAUUAAUGCUUGUAUAACACGCCUAUGUCUCCUUCGAUUAAAAAUAAUGGCUAGUGCGGUGGCUGCGAUAUACUUUAGACGUCAUCAUGACAAACAGGACAUUUGGACAGCAUUUCUCAUGAAAAAGUGGAUAAGUAUUCAUACACAGCGCAGAUCAUAAUCAGUGAGCAUGUUUUUAAAUAAAGUUGUUUUCUAAAUAAAGUUUGAGGAAGCUUGGUGGUGGUGACGUUGAUCCGCGACCAUGUUGUGCUGUAGUUCGUUUAUAGCCUACUGUUAGCUUUUUAUAUCUGACGACUUUAUUUAGGCUUCAAAAUGUAUAAAUGUUGUGUUAACUUGUAAGGAUUAUCUUGAUAGACAAAACGUGUAAGUGUCAUAACCCUUUGUUAAACACAGAGCUUAUUUUUUGCGAUUUUUCCAAAAGUCUUUGGGAAAAAUGCAUUGGCUUUCGAUCGAGGGAACCCGUGCGCCGCUAACUUCCGGGUUGGCCUACAAAAUGCGAUGGAAACACAUUUACCGAAUAAAAUCCCUGGAUGCUUACCAAACCGCACGUGACUUUGCCUCAGUGGAUGUGAUUGGAUAACUGGACUAACCAGCGGACCAAUUUCAUUUCGCAGCAUCUUAAAUGUUAGUUUGAUCAUUCUGAAGUGCCUGAGCCAGUCAUCAAUGAUUUGGUUUAAUUCCCUCCCAGAAGCAUCUCACAAACACCAAGCAUCCGAACGCAAGAUAAUAUGACAGCGUUUAUUGCAUUUCGUCUAAGUGUUCUUGAAACGCAAAACAUUUAUGAUGUAGGAAAAAAGAGGCACAGUGGCUUCUCCGAUUGCAGUAACUUCCAUUUUUAUUACAGAUAUUUUCGCUAGAAGGGAUACAGCUACGGCCAGAAGUGACGCAAAAUCUCGCCAUAAAAUAACAAUAAAUUAAUUUUAUUAACUUCUACACCUACCCCAACCCUAAACCUACCCUUACAAUAAUCCAAAUACAGUAAUUAAUUGUUGAUCAGCAUGACAAAAAUGACACAAUAUUGAUGUGCGCAUGCCCAGUGGAACAAUCUGGACGUAGCUGUAACCCUUCUAGCUCUAACCAUGGCUGCGUUCAUCCCCGACAAAACGUUGCGAAACGUUUUUUAAACGGACACGGUGGUGCAUUGAACACCCUGUUCUGAUGACGCAAGAGUUGCAACUACGGCAGCUGAGAAGGCCAUUCUUUGUGUUCUUUUUGAAGAAUUUUCAGAGCCUGAUGAAAUCGGUAUAAAUACGUGUUUAAUACUGCAAAAUACGCUCGAUGUUACAGUCACUGCACUUGCCGUCUAGAAUAAAAGAGAACAUCCCAAUCGAGUGAAGGGAUUUGUGGAAACUGUGGUUCCUAAUUAUUGUGAUCCAACAUUUGCCUUGCAUUUCAGGAUGAAAAGACAAACAUUUCAGAUGAAGGAUAAUCCACCUCUUACCUCCGAGACUAUGUUAUGAUCUAUAUGAUUAUUUUUAUUGCGAGUAUUAGGCUUAUUAUAAUUCAUAAUCACUAUUGUUGUGCUAUUGUAAUAUUUACCAUCAUAUAAUCAAAGGAGUAUAGAAAGUUUAUGAAAGUGUCACUCCACAAUACUAGCAAAUAUAUAAUUAUGUGUAGUAUUUUUAUGUUACAUUAAUACCCAUCGUGCGAGCUGUCUCUUUAAAAAUGGUUUAUGUACAUGUAUCUGCUGAUUGGGCUAACAUUUUUGACACACCCACCAAACAAGAGAAAACGUAUCUCAAACCUGUUGCGUUGCACACCAUUUCCAGGAAACAUGUCGUUCAACCCGGAAACCGUAGCAAAACAUUGCGCACCGGUUUGAGCUUGAACGUGCCCCAUGUUUUUGUGCAAAUUUCCCAGGAAGUGAUGAUUUUGUCCUCUUUAAGACAUGGGAUGGAAACGCUGCUUUAGUCGCAAAAGUUUUAUGCAAUAUUCCAAUUCCAUAAAAUGGAAACUAAAACCAAAACAAAAAGAAAAAACAAACUUUUCAGUAAAGUGCAAUGAAGGAGAGACAAGCAUACUAAUUUUGGAAUAUAUUAUUUAGCAAUAUUAUUGGAGUAAAAAUAGAUUCAGUAUUUCAUGACAAACUUUACACUGAUUUUUCCCUAUUGCAGAAAAUGUUGUAGUUUCUGGGUCUUGAAAUUAACCCAAGCUUUCUCACUUGCACAUACUGUAUGGAAAAAGCAAGAUCCGCCUGUAGGAGUAACAUUUCUGAAAGGCACGUGUUUCCAUUCUUUUUUAGUAUAACACCCCAGUCAGUCUAAUCAAGCUCAAUCAAGAUUUGGAAAAUCAAAGUUCAUUUUAAUUUUAGCAAACCCAACUAGCAGAGCAACCUGAUGACAUACAGAUCCACUAUAAACCUAAAUCCACUGAGCUCAUGACUGCCAUUUUGUCAUUGUUUGGAUGUAUAUUUUACAUGUUAUGUAUGUGUUCUGUUGAGGUUUAUCAGUGUGGUACAGUGAACCAAUAUAUAUGUACCACAGAUGGCACCAGUUUUAUUAGCACUAACAGCGAGCAGGAAUCUUGUUGCCAUGGACGCAAUGUGUUCGUAUGAGAGGCAUGCAUGCAAGGGAUCAACUGGAUUGACCUCCUCACUCUCGGGUUAACAGAAGCCGCGUGUGUAUCUGGUUCCCUUUGCCCGUCUAUGCGUAUGUGUGCGUGAUCUGAACAAAAGUGUGUUAGCAACAUGUUCGGGAAGGCUUAUUAAACAGUGAGGUUCAAUCUGCGGUAUCAUUAUUCACACUGUGAGAAAGAACAGAGGAAAGUGAGCGAGCGUGAGUGCGGUAGAGCUUGUUGAACUUUGCCUCUGUAAUGUACUGUAGGCCUCAUGUCUCGUAAAAAUUCCUCUUGCCAGCCAGUAAACACACAGGAUCUCAGAGUUUAUUCCACAUGCAUUCACUCUGUAUGUUCUUAAAGGAAUAUUCCGGGUUCAGUACUAGUUAAACCGAGUUGACAGCAUAGUAGCAUAAUAUUGAUUUCCUCAGAAUAAAUAAAUUAAUAAAAUUGACUAUCCCCCAUUUUUCUUUAAAGUCGGCAUGAAACAGAAAUUGUGAUGGUCUUUUCUUCCCUAUUGUGAUAUAUAUAAAACGGCUUCUCAAACAAGAAAAAAUGUAGGCUGGGAUUUGAUUUUGUAUUUCAUUAGGAACUGUAUAAAAGCAAAAAUGUAAAGCCUAUAAUUUUAUAAAACCACUUACAUGACUUCUGUUAAAACUUGUAGGCCUGUUUGUUGUGUUGCUACAAUGAGAUAUAACUUUACACAGAAGAGAUUAAGCAAUUUUUAACACUAAAAUCAUGUUAACACCCAUGUUGUUUGUCUUGCUCUGCUGCCUUCCGAAACAGUGAGAAUUUUUAACGUUUAUAGAUUGUCUCCUUUCACUUCCAUUUUAGAAUUUAAGAAUUUCCAGCUGCGCAACUGGAACAAAAUCUGUGCAAACAAACUUAAUCAUACUGUUAAUGCAGGACUAAAUGUAAUUGUUAAAUAACCAUUUAACAAGUGAUAUAAUAAUGUAUCAUUACUGCUUAGCUAAAAAAUGGAAGUUGAAAAUUCAACUGAUUCGUGGUAACUUAUUUCAUGAUUUAACAGUGAAUUUGAGUUUAAUGUGGGUAUAUUAUCAGUAAAAAAAAAAUACUCAGCCAUUUGUAUCCAUGCGAUUUAGAGAUGAAGGCCAUGAAUGAUGUUGAAGGCCAAAUAAUGUUGUCCAGUAGAGGGAGCCACAGGUUAGCAAAAUUGUUCAGUAAAUUGACUUGUUAAAAAAAAAAAAAAA